This is a messenger RNA of Hemiscyllium ocellatum (epaulette shark), 3726 nucleotides long. It is a transcript of the gene kansl3, whose product is annotated as KAT8 regulatory NSL complex subunit 3. Bases 103 to 3444 code for a protein of 1113 amino acids. Gene Ontology annotation, biological process: positive regulation of transcription by RNA polymerase II. Gene Ontology annotation, cellular component: NSL complex. The transcript is spliced from 22 exons. Lineage: Eukaryota; Metazoa; Chordata; Chondrichthyes; Orectolobiformes; Hemiscylliidae. The record is from RefSeq and is a predicted model, not a curated record.
CCGAUGGAGGUCGGGCACUAGGCCGUGAGCCGCGGGCUCGAGUUGCUGCGAUUUUGGUGGCGGGUGACACAGAGGCGGCCUGUUGGUCCUGGAGCAGCCUCCAUGUGUUGUCGGGGCAGCGAGCGGGACCUGCAGAGCUCGGCCCGGAGAAUGGGCGCCUCGCUCCUGCUGCAGCUGUCGGCCCAUGAGCGGGAGCUGGACCUGGUUUUCCUGGAUCACAGCUACGCCAAACCGUGGAGCGCACACCCCGAGGCCAGCAGCUCCAGGCCGGCACGGCUUCUCUUCGUGACCCCGCGGAGGCAGCAGGACAGCAGCAGUGAUUGUGACGUGACUGUUGAUGUGGAGACAGUAAUUCCAACACCAACCCCCCUCUAUGAUAACCAGAAGGCUCGGAGUGUGAUGAACGAAUGUGAGCGUCAUGUCAUCUUUGCAAGGACAGACACAGAUGCCCCUUUGCCACCUGAUGACUGGGAGGAUCACAUUAACAGGUUGGGAUGGACUGCAACUCAGAACAAAUUGUUCAACAAGGUCGUGAAAGCAUUGUAUUCAGAUCGGUUGGCAAGACUGGCGAAUGAGGGGGCCAGUAAUGAACCAGUAUUGCGGAGGAUCGCGGUGGAUAAAUGUGCCCGACGUGUUCGACAGGCCCUCGCCUCUGUCAACUGGGACACCAAGUUGACACAAUGGCUGCACACAACGCUGGUGGAAACCCUAAGCCUGCCCAUGCUGGCUGCAUACUUAGAUGUGCUUCAGACCUUAAAAUGCAAGGUUCCAACAUUAAUUGAUAAAAUGAUCAUUUCCUCCACCACUAAGUCAGGAGCUGCUGGGGCGGAAGCCCUGUCCCUACUGUUGAAGCGACCAUGGGAUCCUGCAGUAGGAGUGCUUUCCCAUAACAAACCGAGUAAGAUCCCAGGUUCUCCAUUGCUGCUCGUCACUCCGAGUGGACCCGUGAACAACAUGACAUCUGCAUCACGCAGGAACCGGUUUUGGUUAUCUCAGCUGUCCUGUUUGGGAAAGGUUAUACCUGUCACCAUGCACGUUGUAAAUGGGGGUUCAGGAGUGAGUGUGGUGCAAUGUCUGGAGCACAUGAUUGGAGUGGUCCGAGCCAAGAUCCUGGAGUUGCAGACUCACUUUGCAAGCAGACCAAUUGUACUGAUCGGUUGGAAUGUUGGAGCCAUCGUUGCUUGCCAUGUCUCGAUGAUGGAAUUUGUCUCAGCUGUUGUCUGCCUUGGAUUUCCUCUGCUCACUGUGGAAGGACCAAGAGGAGAUGUCGAUGACCCGUUACUGGAUAUGAAGACACCUGUCUUAUUUGUGAUGGGACAGAACUCAGUGCAAUGCAACACUGAUGCCGUUGAGGAUUUCCGGGAGAAGAUUCGAGCUGAAAACAGUUUGGUGAUAGUCGGAGGCGCAGAUGACAAUCUCAGGAUUAACAAAGCAAAGAAGAAGAUGGAGGGUCUGACGCAGAGCAUGGUGGACAGAUGUAUACAGGAUGAAAUUGGUGAUUUUCUGACUGGUGUUCUAACCAAGAAUGAAGCACAGUCAGGGACUGACGUCAAAGAUGUGGAUGCAGACAAGAAGAGGCGCUGUCGGGAUGCUCGGAGGGACCUGGCCUUUGAGCUUCCAGAGAGAAGUAGCCGUCCCACAUCUCCUUUUAGUCGAGUGCCAGCUUCUCCUUCUGGUUCUGAGGGCACCUCCAGCGUGUCAAGCAGUCCCAAUUCCAGUCCAAAGACAAAGAGCUCCACCUUGUCGCCUGCCCAGAAGGCCAGCCUGAUCACAGCUACUGCCACUGCUGCCAGCCAGUCACCCAGCCUUUCUGCUCAGUUCACCCAGAUCCUCAAACAGCACAUGCAGCGGACUGGCACGGUGUUGACUCAGAAACAAGCUCAAGCUCAGUUUGCUGCUUUUCUGAAACAAAACAUGCUGGUGAGGAAGAAUUUGACUCCAGCCAGCUCCUCCUGUGUCUUUGUUCCAUUGUCCUCGGAGCAGCAAGAGCUAGCAGAGCCGGAGGACGUAAAGAGCCAACUGAAAAGACGGCAGCCAUCGAGCCCAACUCAAGUGGUCUCCAAGCCAGCAAAAAGAGCCAAAAUCAAAGUGACCAUACUUUCGCAAGGAGAGCCAUCAGCUACCACCAUGCCUUUCACAGGUGCCAAGGAAGGUGGGGCAGGGAAACCUUUAACGUUGUCAUUGAGCCAGCCAGGAUCUAGUAGCAAGGAACCGGCUGGAACUGUCACAGGUCCGAGAUCGAAUGUGGACGUGUUCUCCACUUGUCCGAGUACAAUAACCUCACCUGCUCCAGCCGUCAGCACCACAGCCAGUGCCUUCCAUACUAUCCAGGCCAGAUUGGUCACCCCACCAGGUUCCAAUACUUCACAGCAACCGGUUCAUUCUGCACCGAACACAGCAUCAGGGACACAGUCGGCAAGUAGCCUGCUCCAAGGAUUGAGCUUCAGUCUGCAGGACAUUGGAACAAAAACUUCAAGCCUGUCAUCUGCCAGCCCUGGCCAGGCUCCAAAUGUGAAGAGUUCAAACUCCACCCUGGGCCAUGUAACUGUGGCAGCAAAUUCUGUUGUCCGCGCAUCGCCUGCACCAGGAUUCCUGGGUGGGAACGGGAGCAACAAAUCUGCCACUAUCCACCACCUGCUGAGCAAUGGAGGAUUGUCCAAACUGACAAGCAGCUCGUCCACCCUGUCAGGUGUGAAGCCUCCAACCACGAUCACUGUGACCCUGAGGACCCAGGGCAACCGAGUGUCAUCCCUAAGUCAACCCAGUACCGCCAAUGCCAUGCCCAGCUUAUGUAGCACGGUGGGUAGCCAGGUUCUCAAGCUCGACGAAAUUGAUCAAGAGGGCAAAAUGCAGGCGGCACAGAAUCAGCAGUGCUGUGAGUCUAUGUUAUCGGUCCCGAGCUCCCAAGGCAUGAGCACAAUCAAACAGACCAGUGCAUCGGGAGAUGUCAGCAAAGGUCAUUCCCCUGUUGAAAUUGCUUCAGUGGAGAAGAUUCCAGAGUCCCAGUCUUCAGCUGCAGUUGUAGUGACUACGAGUCCAACAAAAACUCUUUACGUGAUGUCUGAUGCCAAGAUGUCUGCCCUCACCAAGUCUAUCGUAAGUCCAGCCGAAGCCUGCCCUCUGAAAUUGUCGGGGACCUCUUCAUUGACUGCAGCUGGCCCGAUCGUGGCUCCCUCCACCUGUACGGCGAUGCUUUCUAAAGUGGGGCCUGUCCUACAGAGUACUUCAAAGAGCGUCAUCCUCAGCCCUAAGGGUGAAGUAUCAUCUGCAACAGCUGGGGAAAGAUUUGGCCAUGCUUCACCUGUCUCUGUGCUCAGUACCAGCGAGACCCUUGGCAAGAUGCCUUCAGUGAUGGAUCAAGGGAGCACCAUUAUCCAUACUACAGAAAUGACCCAGCCCUCCAGUAAACUGUCACCAGGCACACAACAAGGGCCCUGCAGUUAACUUAAACUGCCACUCGUUCACUCAGUGAUCAAUGACCUAUUUACACAGAGGACAGUUGAUUUUUCUUUGCUCGUUAUGAUAUAAAAUGCAUUGUUUUCAGUGUUUGUAACACUUCUCUUCUUUGGAAAAAGGUAAAGUUACAUUUCUCUUCUGCAGUAUUCUCACGGUUGCAGUUAUUAGACUGAGGCACAUGUUGAAAUACUUGCUCCACCCCAUUGACCCAUGUGUUUCAGCACUCUUAUGAUGACAAAUAAAAGUGAAGAAACAGCUGUGACAGGUAAA